Messenger RNA from Blastomyces dermatitidis ER-3, 5420 nucleotides. Its product is annotated as amino acid permease, variant. Gene Ontology annotation, cellular component: membrane. Gene Ontology annotation, biological process: amino acid transport; transmembrane transport. Gene Ontology annotation, molecular function: transmembrane transporter activity. The transcript has 10 exons. The record is from RefSeq and is a predicted model, not a curated record. Lineage: Eukaryota; Fungi; Ascomycota; Eurotiomycetes; Onygenales; Ajellomycetaceae. The coding region runs from base 2183 to 3748 and encodes 521 amino acids.
CAAUGUUGAAAUAAGCUCUUUUCUUUCGGUCAUCGCCUAUUUAAAUUAGCACCGCCGCUACUGGACAGUAUGACGACCAAAAUAGUCAAAUUAUUUUUCACCAAGGAGACGGGAACCAUUAUCAUGGAAGUUCAAAAAUAUUUCGGCCGCUUUCGUUAUGUUCUGCAACAAAUUUUUAGUGCUAAUGUUGGUCUAGCCGACAUCAAAUGCACCCGGGGGCAGACAAGUGACUUGCAUAUGCAUGAACUCGCUGGAAUACGAGUUUUAUUUCCCAAAUCUUCGAAGACCAAGUUACCCAGAGGCUCAAAGUCAAAAUGUUUCGGUUCUUAAGAUAAAAUAAAAAUAAAAGAGGGGAAGGGAAAGGAAGAAUAUGAAAAGGAGAAAGACGAAUAAGAAUCCCCACUUGAAGCUGAUGAAGCUAUUCAUCCCAACAACCAUAAAUGGGAGAAGCGACGAUAUCAAUCGACUAUCUUUGACUAUUUUGCCUCAGCCGAGAACAGGAUUGGGCUUUGGGGAACCUGCCAAUUGCCCCAAGGCAUCACGCCGCCUUAGAGAAUGAGUCAAGGCCGAAUGGGAUUGAUCUUUUCUCUUUUGACCGCUAUUUCAAUCCCGCCAUUCUGGAGGCCUCUACCGCAUCCGUUGAUGUUAAAGAUUCGGACUGACAUUAUAUUUUAAUUUUUUGGUGGAAAGCAGCCAAGACAUUCAUCCAGUGAGCUCUUUCAAUAAAAAGAAAAGGCGAAGAAAACAUAAUCCGAGUCGACGAGUAGAAAAUGCACAUAAAUGUUCGCCCAUUAACAAUUCCAGAAGAUGCUAUGCCACUUCUAUCUCCAGCAUGGAAGUUCCUCUCGGGGAUAAGCACGGAAUACCCCACUUUUAAACUUGAGAAUCCUGAAACUUAGUAGAACCCCCUGUGACGGUUGGAGAGAUUGAGACGCCCGAUUAUCAUUUCUGAAGAGCGAUUAUCGGUUCUCCUACUAAUGAAAGGUGGGACAUAAAAAGAAGCCGCGGUUCUUCGAAUGACGUCAAAUUCUCCGGCUCUUGCCUUGGCCAACGGCGCGCACCGUACGCGGACCGGACCGGACGCAAAUGGUAUUUUAGCACGAACAUCAUCGAACGCGAGCUCCUAGCCCAAACACAGCCUACAGGUCAUGAUGCCUAACCAUUUGGCUUCGCCGAGGAUGCUCAAUCUAUCGCCGCCAGUCAAAAUUCUGGAACAGCGGUUGUUGGGGUACAAUCCCUCUUGAGUGCGGUGUUUCAUCCUAUAGAGAGAUGGCUGCAAGAAAUUUCUUCCUACACCUCGUGCUACUGAUCUUGGUGUGGCUAGUUAAUCGUUAGUAACUCAUGCCCUUUGUCUCGGCAGUUGAGUAACUAGUCAUGAUGAAUGAAAACUAUAAUGGCGGGGGAGCGUCGGGAGGGAGGAUUGGAGCCUUAACUUCCGCAGCUGUCGCAAUUUCCAAGCCUAACUAAACUCAUUCUCCUCGCAUUUCUAGUUUCUUCCACGGUAACUUAACUACUUGAAACACCAGAAUCAGAGCCACGUGUCGCUAAACUCCCGCCGCGAGAGCUGAUCCUAAGGCUAAUUCUUCAGAAUCCCCCAUUGUGCACUAUCUUCGACCAUUGACAUCUGUGGACAACCUCUAAUAUGACAUUCGCAAAAGAGCAAGGUUGAAGAUAUCAGGGUGGUGGGCAAAAUGCUUAGGCCACAAAAUUCUGUGCUCUCAGGGCCACGGCCCAACCAGUGGUCAAAAACCCGAGAAGGCCAUCAUCCCUGCCCCGCCAACAUUCGUUCUCCAAUCGCACGCCAGAGAGAAUUGCUUUUUCACAGCUACCAUGGACGACGGCUGCCCCGUUGGCGUAGCGUGUCAAGGGUUGAAUAAUAAUGAUACCAUGCCGGUUCAUUCAGGGAUUUGGACACUGUCCAACCCAACCUCCUCCUCACCGGAUCUCACCACGCAUUGGGAUCUCUGCUGGCCCUUUGGAUCGUUUGAUGCCGAAAGCGGCUCCAUAUCCCUCCAAACAACCCGGCAUGGUCUUGAGUGGUGCUAGUUUCUCCCCUUAGCCAGGUCUGAUUGACGACAAGAGGUCUCUUGGAGGUCGAAGAGCGCAAUCAAACGGAAACAGUGGACCAGGAACGAGGGGCAACCAGCUACCUUUCAAAGGGUACCCAGGAGGUGGUUCGGCGAUGGCUACGAUACAAGACGAUGAUGAACGACUAUUGGCACGAAUAGGGUACAAACAAGAGCUGAGGAGAGAAUUCUCAAAAUGGUCUACAGUUUCAUACGCAAUCUCCAUCCUUGGAGUUCUCGGUUCUGUUCCCGCAACAUUCGGCCCCCCUUUAGCCGCGGGCGGCCCCGCGACUGCUGUAUGGUGCUGGUUUAUAGGAUCAUUCAUGGCAAUGUGUAUUGCUAGUUCAGUUGCUGAACUUGUCUCAGCAUACCCCACGGCGGGGGGUAUGUAUUUUGUGACAAAGCAUGUUGUGCCUCCAAAUCAAGUUGCUAUAUUUUCCUGGAUCCAAGGCUGGUGCAACUUGCUUGGACAGACUGCUGGUGUAUCUAGCGUUGCGUACACCGUAAGCCAAAUGCUACUGGCAUGCGCAAGCAUGAACUCUUCUCUAGAAGGAGGAGAAUACUCAUAUUCGCCGAAUGCCCAUCAAACUGUGCUCUUGUCCAUUGCAUUACUAUGCGUAAUGGGCACUGUGUGUUCUCUAAGUACCAAAAGUUUACACAAAAUUGUACUGUGGUUCGCUCCAGUCAACAUUAUUGCGUCAAUCGCUAUCUGCAUUGCGCUCUUAAUCCUCACGCCCGAUAAACAAUCCGCCAAGUGGGUAUUCACAAAUGUGACAGAUGGCUCCGGAUGGAAUUCCAAAACGUUUUCUUUUCUUUUGGGAUUUAUAUCCGUGGCUUGGACAAUGACCGAUUAUGACGGGACGACUCACAUGUCAGAAGAAACCCAUGACGCUGCCAUACGUGGACCAAUCGCUAUUCAAUUAGCCAUCGUUGUAUCAGGAGUAUUUGGAUGGAUGUUGACCGUGACGAUGUGCUUCUGUUUAUCCGAUUUGGAUAAAAUAUUGGAUUCGCCCACUGGCCUGCCGGCUGCCCAGAUCUUUCUUAAUGCCGGUGGCCGAACAGGUGGGACAAUAAUGUUCUCAUUUUCUAUUCUUGUUCAGUUUUUCACAGGUUGCUCGGCCAUGCUUGCAGAUACCCGAAUGGCCUAUGCUUUCGCACGCGACGAUGCACUUCCUUUCUCAAAGUUUUUUGCGAAGGUAAACCCCUAUACAUUGACCCCUGUCAAUGCCGUCUGGUUUGUGGUCUUCUUUAGUAUUUGCCUCAAUUGCAUCGCCAUUGGAUCUACAGAGACGGCCACUGCUAUAUUCAAUAUCACAGCGCCUGCGCUUGAUUUGUCAUACAUUGCUGUCAUCCUAGCCCACCAAAUAUACAAAAAUCAAGUGCAGUUUAUCGAAGGACCGUUUACACUUGGGAAAUGGGGGACACCCUUGAAUAUCAUUUCUAUCGUCUGGGUUUUAUUCAUAAGCGUGGUCCUUUUCUUCCCGCCCACGAGGCCGAUCACGCCAAAGAACAUGAACUAUGCAAUAUGCGUGGCUGCAUUCAUAGCCCUAUUUGCACUCUCGUGGUGGUGGCUAUCUGCCAGGCGGAAAUACACGGGACCGCGUACGAAGGAUCUUCUCCAAGCAGUCGAAACUGAAGACCUCGACGUCCCCUACGGUACCACGGCUGGUUUUGAUGCCUGAAAAAUCCCACGACCUUCUGGGCAUAUCUUUCGCAUAUCCUCCAUUUUCUCCGAGUUUUUCAAUAUUCCUUUCUCUAAGUAACCAUGAGUUUUCAUGUUUUGGCUCUGCUCCUUUAGGGGUAUUAGCGGAACGGAUCUUUCCUAGCGUUGGUUCUGAUUGAUAUAGAAGAUUUUUGGAUUAAUUACAACAUCCGCUUAUCUAUUUCCUACAUACAAAGAAGACAAUCCCUUUGCGUCAAUUUUUCACUUAACGACACUAAGAAGUGCUACAAGGAUGCUGAUUUCUUUCCUAUCCCACUUGCGUACGCGGGUGAAGAGGGCUAGGGUAUAUGUCUCCAAAACGGCAUCAAGAUGGAACUGCUCGUACCGGCCAAUUUCUUUGAGCCUUUUGUUCCCUGCCACAUAGAGAAGGGAACUUAUCGGUGAUGGCCAUCUGGACUUACGUGAUUUCAUGAUUAGAUCACAGUCUAGAAUGACAAUUGAUUGGCUGUAGCGGGCAAAAAGUAGGGCAGAAGAUUGGGGUACGAGCGAAUUUAGAUCACCGGGACGUUUUAGAUCCGCCCACAUUCUCUAUGUACAAGUCGUUCGGAAUAUCCACAAAUCCUGCUCUGGUCAUUUUUCUUCCGCCAAGUCCCCUCAACAUUCAAUGACAUAACUACCAUUCAAGAGAUUCCUCUAUUGGAAGGCAUCCUGCGCCUUACUUACGCCAAUUUCGACGGGAUGAGCACCAUUGAUCAUAUCUCAUUGCUGGCCAUAUUUUCGUUUUUGUUUCAAGUGCAGAAGUGAGCGUCUAGGAAAAGAGUUUCGACAUCAAGCAAGCUCAUGCAGGAAGCACUGGCUUGAUCUCCAUGGAAAAUACCAGGCUACAUCCGGUAUAUAUCAAAAGCUUACCAUCUGAACAGACGGUGAGUUUAUGCAAGCUCAGUAUGCACGGUUUUCUAAGACAUCUCGCCCAUUGGAUGGUGGACAUUCAGUUCCCUAUAUUAUAGCCGGGAUGCUUCCGGUGUCCCCUUCGAGAUGAUUACAUACGGCCGCAAUACCCAAUCUACGAUGGAGGGCGGGUGGUAAGGGAACUGGUGCACCUCUCUUAGCAACUACAAGCCCUGUUAAAAUAUGCGGACGAUUAUAUGCAAGCGGGUAAUUUGAAAGGCUGGUGAGUAGCUGCCAUAGACUAAACGAAGGUAUGCAGCGCUAAACUUCCCAAUGGUUGAAAACUAUCAACGGGUGUGAGCUUAGCUGGGGAAUCGAAAAAUUACGCUGGGUUAGUAGACUCACUUCUAAAUGCUAGAGUUUGUAAUGGAAGUGUGAUGGUGCAUCCUUCUGUUCGACAUGGGGAAGAAAACUAAAUGAAGAAGAAAUCUGUAUGCUCGGUGUCUUUAAGUGUUGCAUCAUGAGAACAUUUGUAACAGCGUGGAUAUGCCGGUGUUUAGGGGCCCUCCAGGAGAAAAAACCCGUCGGUUGACUGAGCUUGGGGCAUGGUGAGAGGGAGGGUGAAAGUGAUGCGAUAUUUCAUAUUGUCGCAUGGCAUAUGAGACAAAUCAAACUAGAGAGGGGAGAGUUAAUUCGCUGGACAGCCCUGAUAGUUCUUUCGGAGAAUAACUACUGUGGAAACAUUUCAAGCAUCUUACAGAUCAUGGGAGCUAAUGAUAAGCCCAGAUGAAGAUGAAGUACAA